Molecule: messenger RNA, 984 nt
Organism: Fonticula alba
Lineage: Eukaryota; Rotosphaerida; Fonticulaceae
Product: serine/threonine-protein phosphatase PP1
Exons: 4
Coding region: 1-984 (327 amino acids)
Cellular component (GO): nucleus; cytoplasm
Molecular function (GO): protein serine/threonine phosphatase activity
Source: RefSeq, a predicted model, not a curated record
AUGUCUGCCACCAUCGACAUCGACAACAUCAUCAACCGCCUCCUUGAGGUUCGCGGUGACCGCCCCGGCCGCACUGUUGACCUCAGCGAGUCGGACAUCCGCCUUCUGUGCGCCCAGGCGCGCGACAUCUUCAUGAGCCAGCCCGUCCUGCUGGAGCUCGAGGCCCCGAUCAAGAUUUGCGGUGAUAUUCACGGUCAGUACUACGACCUGCUGCGGCUAUUCGAGUACGGCGGCUUCCCGCCCGACACGAACUACCUCUUCCUCGGUGAUUACGUCGACCGCGGCAAGCAGAGCAUCGAGACCAUCUGCCUGCUGUUGGCCUACAAGAUCAAGUACCCGGAGAACUUCUUCAUCCUGCGCGGCAACCACGAGUGCGCCGCCAUCAACCGCAUCUACGGCUUCUACGAUGAGUGCAAGCGCCGCUACAGCAUCAAGCUCUGGAAGACCUUCACCGACUGCUUCAACACCCUGCCCAUUGCGGCCAUCGUCGGGGACAAGAUCUUCGCCAUGCAUGGUGGUCUGUCGCCGGACCUGCAGUCCAUGGAGCAGAUCCGCCGGACCGUUCGGCCCACCGACAUCCCGGACUGCGGGCUCCUGUGUGAUCUCCUCUGGUCGGAUCCGGACAAGGAUGUCACCGGCUGGGGCGAGAAUGACCGUGGUGUGUCCUUCACCUUCGGGCCGGACAUCGUGGAGACCUUCCUCGAGAACCACGACAUGGACCUGAUUUGCCGCGCGCACCAGGUCAUCGAGGAUGGCUACGAGUUUUUCGCCCACCGGAAGCUGGUCACCCUCUUCUCGGCGCCCAACUACUGCGGUGAGUUCGACAACGCCGGGGCCAUGAUGAGCGUCGAUGAGAAUCUCCUCUGCUCCUUCCAGAUUCUCAAGCCGGCCGAGAAGAAGCCCCGCUAUGCGUACCCCGCCGCGCAGACCGGGAAACCCAUGGCGCCCUCUCGUGUGAGCACCCGCAACCCGAAGAAGAAGUAG